AUGAACGAUGAUGGUGGUGUUGUUUGUGACGGUGGUGGUUGUGGUGGUAGUGGUAGUGGUGGUAGUGGUGGUGGUGGUGGUGGUGGUGGUGGUGGUGGUGGUGGUGGUGGUGGUGGUGGUGGAAUAUACCAGGGGCGAGUAUGGUUUAAAAAUACAACCUCGUAGCUUUGCACACGCGUUACGACAGUCGAAGCCCUUGGUUAUAUAUUGAGCUCUGUAGGACACAAAUGAGCAAUAUCUUCGUUCCUCUUUGCACAGUUAGUACAACCGCAUUGUGUUGUCCUUCGCUAAAAGCAACGUUUGUGAAAUCGCAAGUCAGAAGGAAAUUCUAAGUAGGUUGGCAUUUGUAGAGUUUCUACAUACGUAUCGUUGAUGCAGACAGCUAUAGACAAACUUUAAAAACAGAUAAUAACCUUUUAUUAUCUAAACCAAAUAUAACAGGAUGUGUAAAGCUGAUGAAUAAUGCAAGCUAAUUGCGAAACUUGCCCAAAGCGCCACUAAGCAGAAACAGAAAUACCCGAAUCAGGGUCAACCAACGAGGACUCGGCAUUAUAUACCGCCUUCAACUAACUGAUUCGUAUUUGGACAACCCUAUAUUGUUUACAUAGCCGCAUCUUAGCUUUAACUGGUAUUUUAUUGGGCAAAACCCUCGUCAAGUAAUAGUUUACGCAGUGGGAAAGCACAAUAUCUGUGUUCGUCGUCGGCAUGUGAGAAGCGAAUAUAACCACUACAGUUAAAAUUAUAAAAAACCCCGCAAUUCCACGCCAUUUUUCAUCUAAGUCCCUGUAUCCUUCGCACAUCCUGGAGAAUAUCGCAAUUGCCAAACUUUCCAUUUAUGAAUGAAAUAAUUUGCACGAAAAUUAAAUCAGCUAUGAGAUAAUUGGCUUACAAUGGUAGACACACUCGACUUCAAAAAGCAAGGACUUGCGAAAAAAAAUUGGACGAAGAGAUUUAAGUGAUUCCAUAGAAACCCUCUCGGCUAAGCACUGUGAAGGAAGUCUUCAAAUAUUUCAUGAUUAGAUAAUAUGUGUACUGUGUAAUAUUGCAUAUUAAAAUAUGACUGCGUCUUUAUAAGGAGGUCUCCUCAAACAUUGGUUAAAAUUAAGAAAUUUUUGAGGACGUAAUAUGGACUUUUGAAAGUAAUAGCUAGCAAUAAUUCUUUCUUUCGUGACCUACAGUAGAUGGGCAAAUUAACUAGUGUCAGCCGACGUUUUGAAACGCGUUCUAGUUUUAAAAAUUUUAAUUAAGUAUUUUUGUAAAACUAAUCGUCAUGCAGCAUAAUUCUAUAAUAAUCUAGUUACCGCAGCGUACCGCCUUUCCAACUAACUUGUUUGCGGUUGCAUGCAAGAAACCCACUCUGAAAAACAGGAGUACUUAAAUAGCAUGAUAUUGUUCCGUUGAUUUUCGACGCCCUUAAAUGUUCAGAUAUAUUUUACAGAAAACAUGCAUGAAAUAUUCGCUCCUUUACUCAGUUGGAACGAAAUUGUGUCUUCUUCCACAUGUAUCCUCAAAGGAGGGAUAUAAUUUUUUUUUCAAAAACGUUUUCAAAUCCCGAAUAAUUUUGAACCGCACCUGCUGUUAACAGUAGCGAGUGCUUUAUUGUGUUAUUGGAUAUCACAGCAAAAAUAUUAAGACUCGCGGUUUGGCCAGUCAUUGCAUAUGAAGACGCAUUUUUUGAAGACAUUAAUGGUUCUAUGUAUUCGUUUUAUUUAAGUGCAUGGAUGCAGUUCGCUGGAGCAAAUUUCGAAGUCGUUGUAGGAGCUAUGUUGAACUAAACGACUAAAUAACAAGGCCUUGUUUAACCUCUUUCGACCAGGCGACACAAAUGGUCACACUUGACGUGUUGAUCAAAGAUCUUUGCAUAUCCCUUUCGUCCAUAAACCUCAUACGACUCGCACAAUUUGUUGCCUUUUUCUCAAAAAUAUACCGCAGUUUUUUCCUUUUAUUUCCCAAAAAGCAUGAAAUACUUUAUCGUCAACAUAAGAACGAUAAUAGGCAAGGGAAGGGGCAUGUGAACUCAUUUACGAUGAUCAUGAUAAAUGAACGAUGAUGGUGGUGUUGUUUGUGACGGUGGUGGUUGUGGCGGUGGUUGAAGCGGAAGUGGUGGUGGUGUUGGAGUUAAUAGAAUAUAAAAGAGGCAAAUAGAGAUUAAAAUACAACCUCGUUGCUUUGCACACGCGUCACAACAGCCUUGGCCCUUGGUUUUAUCUUGAGCUCUGUAGGACACAAAUGAGCAGUGUCUAUGUUCCUCAUUGCACAGCUGGUAUAACCACAUCGCGUUCUCCUAUGCUUAAAUCAACGUUUGUGAAAUUGCAAGUUAGAAGUAAGGUCUGAGUAGGUUGGCGUGUGUUAAUUUUCUACAUGCGUAUCGUUGAUGCAAACGGCCAUGGAUAAACUUUAGAAACAGAUAAUAACCUUUUUUAAUUCAAACCAAAUAUAACAGGAUGAGUAAAGCUGAUAAAUAAUGCAAGCAAAUUGCGAAACUUGCCCAAACCCCGAUAAUUUUUUGAAGCGAACCUGCUGUUUAACUUUACUUCAGAGUUUCAAUCUAGAAGCCGUAUACUUUCCGCGUACAUAAAAGCAUACAUUGCUCUGUAGUAUAAGGAGGAGACUAUAAGUGUUCACAAAGUGUAGCAGGGGAUUUGAGCCGAAUUGUUAACUGUGCAAGCCACAUUGUUAAAUGCGGAUACAUGCUGCUUUAUGAACACGUAUUUCACGGUAUCAAAAUAUCUUACAAUAAGGAAAUUUUUUGAAACCGAAUUAUAGCCUUUCUUUGAGUAUAACCUUGGUAUAAGACGUAUCUUUCUAUCCAAUGAGCAAACAAUGACGAAUUUUAUGCAUGUUUUCCAUAAAAUAUAAUUAGCCCCACUUGGAAUAUGGCAUGUAAGCAUGGCGGCCGUGGCUAGUAAAAGACCAAACAUGCCUUGAACAAGUUAAACGGCGUGCAACAAUGCUAGUAAACGGUCUAAAAUACCAAUCAUACACAGACAGACUGAAUUUCCUUGAUUUAUUCCCUCUGCGUUACAAGCAGCUAAGAGGUGAUCUUAUCCUCGUCUACAUGAUAAUACAUGGCCUUGAGUAUGGACUUAACUUUAAGGACAUGUUUUAGUAGCACCUUUCACCCAUCUCCGUGGUGAGUCGAUUAAGUUACGGACAACAAUGUCCAGGCUUAAUCUUCGUUCUGAAUUUUUCACUCAGAAGGUAUUGGAGAAAUGGAACGAUCUCUCUCAGUCAGUCGUGGAGGCUACGUCCCUGCAACUCUUCAAGAAACGCUUGGAUGAUUAUGUGUGUCCUCUGUUUUCCAUCGACAGUCUGACUCUGAAUUAA
This is a messenger RNA of Spirometra erinaceieuropaei, 3327 nucleotides long. Lineage: Eukaryota; Metazoa; Platyhelminthes; Cestoda; Diphyllobothriidea; Diphyllobothriidae. The record is from the annotation of a GenBank genome assembly.